Messenger RNA from Octodon degus (degu), 1446 nucleotides. RefSeq names its product serine protease 45 (gene Prss45). The transcript has 6 exons. Gene Ontology annotation, biological process: proteolysis. Gene Ontology annotation, molecular function: serine-type endopeptidase activity. The record is from RefSeq and is a predicted model, not a curated record. Lineage: Eukaryota; Metazoa; Chordata; Mammalia; Rodentia; Octodontidae. Bases 1 to 954 code for a protein of 317 amino acids.
AUGGCAGUGCGGGUGCUGAGCUGGUGCCUGCUGCUGCCGGCGCUGUGGCCGCCGCCGAGCGGGGGUUACAAAGAGAACAAAACCCCACCAGCUGCCCAGCUCAUUCAUGAAGUCUGCAGUGAGCCCUGGUGGUCAACGGAGCUGAACGUGACCCGCCGCCACUGGCCCUGGGAGGUUAGCCUCCAGACAGAGAGCCAGCACGUGUGCGGAGGGGCCCUCAUUGCCUCUGUCUGGGUGGUGACUGCUGCCCACUGCAUCCAAAGUAACAAGGAGUACUCGGUGGUGCUUGGCACCUCCCAGCUGAAGUCUUUGAACUCCAGCAGGAACUUCUCGAUCCCUGUGAAGGACAUCAUUAUGCACCCCAAAUACUGGGGCCGGACCUUCAUAGUGGGUGACAUCGCCCUUCUCCGUCUUCCUACUCCCAUCAUGUUCAGCAAGUAUGUGCAGCCCGUCUGCCUCCCGGAACGCACUUUCAGCCUGAAGGUGGGGACGCAGUGCUGGGUGACUGGCUGGGGCCAGGCCAGGCUGCGCUUCUCCGCCAACUCUGUGCUGAGCCCAGAGCUGCAGGAAGCCGAAGUGUUUAUCAUGGACAACUACCGGUGCGACCGGAUUUACCGCACGCAGUCCUUCUUACCCCGAGUUAGCCACCUCAUCCAGGAAAGCAUGAUCUGCGCUACCAACUACGGAAAGAACUUGUGCAAUGGGGACUCCGGGGGACCAUUGGUUUGUGAAGUCGAGGGCAAAUGGAUUCUGGCAGGGGUGUUGUCCUGGGAGAAGGCUUGCGCCAAAGCAGAAAACCCAGGCGUGUUCUCCCGCAUGACCAAGUACGCCCCAUGGAUCAAGAAGCAGCUGAAGAGUGACGUGCUCUCAGCUCCCAGCUGUGCCUUCUCCUGGCUCCUGAUCCCAUCCUGGCUGCUUCUCCACACCCUCCCCUUCACACUCUGCCUCUGCUGAAUGGCACCUGGGGAGGUUUGGCCAAGGCCAUGUACGUGUUCAGCUUCAGUAAGUCAGGCUAGGGCUGGAGUGCCCCAGGAGACCUGCUUGUACUUUGGCAUCCCGGCAUGGACAGGUGUGGUAGAUGUUGAGGCCAGGGAUGAGCAGAAGAAAGGGAGAAUCAGUGAGUUGGGGCUUUCUGGACUCUGGGGCCAGAAUAGUAGAGAUUAAAUUUGUGUAGAUAGGAGCUGGGGUUUUUUUUUCUUUUCUUUUUUUUUUUUCUGUUGUUGUUGUUGUUUUUCUGUUCUCUAGAAUGGUCCACAGGGAUGGGGGGGUCAUGGAAUUAGUUCUGCCAGCAGGAUCCACAGGGUGGGGGUGUGGUGUUCUUCGCUUUUUCUCUAGUGCUGAGGCAGAAGAAAGGGGUCCAAGUUGCUUCAUCUAUAAAGUGAGGGUCCUUAGAGAGGCAGUCAAAAAUGCUCUGCAGGCGGACAGUGGGACAGCCCGGCACGCCGC